AUAUAUCAAGGUCAAUAUGUGAUACUUUGGCUAAAAUAAAGCUCAAAAAAAUUUUUAAAAUAUAAAACAAUAUACUUUAUUAGCAUAAUAUAAAUUAAUUAUUAGCUUUUCUAUUUAUUUUCUUUAAAUAUUUAUAUAUUUAACUUUCUCCAUUAAUUUUCAUAUUUUUAAGAAUUACAAAAUAAAUAUUUGCUAACAAAUAAAUAAAUGAUACAAAAUUUGCUUAUCAAAAUUAAUUUAAGAUUUAAAUAAUCAUUAAUAUAAAACAAAUAAAAUAAAAUAAUUGACAUACUUUUGGAGAAGUAUAAAGGUGAAAGCAAAGACGAUAGUACGAAAUUAAAUUUGUUGGGGUCACGAGAAUAUAUAUAUAUAGUCAAGGGCGAAUAGAAAAUCAGCAAGUAAUAUAUAUCUCAUUGAUAUAUACAUAGAGGUAAAAUAUAAUACGUAGAUGUAGCUGUGCCUCACAGUUUGCUAUAGAGUGUUUCGUCUGUAGAGUGCAAUAUCACGAGGCAGAAACAGUGAAAUUAUUAAGCGUUAAAAUGACAGUUGUCUAAAUGACAUACAGUGUUGCAAACUCAUUGUGUUUAGAAAAAUUUUAAUUAUGUACUAAAUAUAAUUAAAAUAUAAUUAUAUUUUACUUUUUAAUUAUAUUUUCAAAAUUAAAUAUAAAAAAAAAAAAAAGUUCAGCAAACUAGUUGAAUGGGUGGAACGAGUGUCAUACGAAAAACAAAGCACAAGCUUAAAGCUGUGUCACAUAAAUUUGACCACAGUGAUCGGGUCAGUGAUUCAAGCUUGGCUACUUGUCAUUGCCUUGAACAAAAUAAUUAUUUGUCUGCAUUUGAAUCAUUUUAUAUAGAAUCACCAUUACUCAAUGAUUAUUUUGACUUCAAUAAUACAUUUACAGACAGUGGCACUUUAGGCAUCAUUAAUAAUAAUCAUUAUAAUUGUAAUAAUAAAGAAUUUUUCACAAACGAUAAUCAAACAUCAACAAUGGCAUCUAAAUCAAAACAUCGCCGAGAAAAUUUUGAUGUUAAUGAUCACACUGGUAGUAAUACCAAUAGUAAUUAUCGUCGUUAUCGAAGGACAAAAAAACGACGAGGCUUUGUAUUUGUCCACCAAUGAUGUUUAAAGAUGCACUUGUCUCUCGUGGCUUGUUCAGUAAAUCAACAAGCUAAAGCACAAUGAAUAUAACUGGCUUGCUUGCCAUGUUUGAUGUUGGAUCGUAUCCAUGAGUGAUUUGGCUGGCGUUAUAACAAAUUCGUUGGUUCGAUGGCAACAUCGUUAUAUUGGUAAAAUUUUCAUUAUUAAAUAUUUUACCAUCACUUGCAAUUUAUUAUAUUACUUAUUGUAAAUUCAAAUAUUUAUAUUAAAAAACAUUAAAAGCAAUGAUUUUAAUUAAUUUAAUUUUAAUUAAAGUUAUACUUAGUUUGAGAAACAAAACUCGGUCAUGCUUGAAAAUGGAAUGCUUUAUUGUAAUGGCAUACCGUAAAUAAAUUUCUAGAAUUUAUUUAUUUUAUUUUAAAUUUUUAAAUGUAUUUUUAAAUAAAAAAUAUUCAAAAUAAAUCUCAAUAUUACAA
Messenger RNA from Aphidius gifuensis, 1577 nucleotides. RefSeq lists its product as uncharacterized. The record is from RefSeq and is a predicted model, not a curated record. The coding region runs from base 700 to 1122 and encodes 140 amino acids. Lineage: Eukaryota; Metazoa; Arthropoda; Insecta; Hymenoptera; Braconidae. The transcript is spliced from 2 exons.